Messenger RNA from Manis pentadactyla (Chinese pangolin), 4174 nucleotides. RefSeq names its product WD repeat domain 6 (gene WDR6). Gene Ontology annotation, molecular function: protein binding. Gene Ontology annotation, biological process: tRNA methylation. NCBI's taxonomy places the organism in Eukaryota, Metazoa, Chordata, Mammalia, Pholidota, Manidae. The record is from RefSeq and is a predicted model, not a curated record. The transcript is spliced from 6 exons. Bases 164 to 3520 code for a protein of 1118 amino acids. Gene Ontology annotation, cellular component: cytoplasm.
UCACGUGACGGGGGCGGGGCGGCUCCGCUCGCCAAUCAGGGGCCGGCUCACGCUCCGGCGUGGAGGCUUCUUACCUCGGGCGCUGCAGAGCUGUGGCUCGGCAGGCUGUUCUCGCGAGAGCGCGGCUCGUGGUCAGCCGGGGCGGCGCGGCGGAGAGUGCGACAUGGACGCUCGUGAGGACUCCGUUUGGCCGCGGGCGACCUCGGAGCUCAUUCUGCUCCCAGUCACGGGGCUGGAGUGCGUGGGGGACCGGCUGUUGGCGGGUGAGGGGCCGGAUGUCCUGGUGUACACCUUGGACUUCGGGGGGCACCUGCGGAUGACGAAGCGAGUGCAGAGCCUGCUCGGCCACUACCUUAUCCAUGGGUUUCGGGUGCAACUGGAGCCCAGCGCAGACCUCAACGCUGAGGCCACGGUGGCUGUGUUCGGGAGCAAGGGACUCCGAGUCGUGAAAGUGAGCUGGGGACAGGGCCACUUCCGGGAGCUCUGGCGCUCCAGCCUGUGCAACAUGUCUGAUUGGAUCUGGGAUGCACGUUGGCUUGAAGGGAACGUGGCCUUGGCCCUGGGCCACAACUCAGUAGUGUUGUAUGACCCCGUGGGAGGCUGUGUCCUGCAGGAGGUGCCCUGCACGGACAGGUGCACCCUCUCGGCCGCUUGCCUGAUUGGUGACACCUGGAAGGAGCUAACCAUGGUGGCAGGUGCUGUUUCCAACCAGCUCCUGGUCUGGUACCCAGCAGCCACCCUACCAGACAAGAAGGCCGUGGCCCCUGACCGGCGGGUCAGUGGGCACGUGGGGGUCAUCUUCAGUAUGUCGUACCUGGAAAGCAAGGGCUUGUUGGCCACAGCUUCAGAAGACCGAAGUGUUCGCAUCUGGAAGGUGGGUGACCUGCGCAUACCUGGGGGUCGGGUGCAAAACACAGGGCACUGCUUCGGGCACAGCGCCCGCGUGUGGCAGGUCAAGCUCCUAGAGAGUUACCUCAUCAGUGCUGGAGAGGACUGUGUCUGCUUGGUCUGGAGCCACGAAGGCGAGAUCCUUCAGGCCUUUCGGGGCCACCAGGGCCGUGGGAUCCGGGCCAUCGCUGCCCAUGAGAGGCAGGCCUGGGUUAUCACUGGGGGUGAUGACUCUGGCAUUCGGCUGUGGCAUCUGGUAGGGCGUGGGCACCUGGGGUCGGGGGUCUCAGCUCUCUGCUUCAAGUCCCGUAGCAGGCCAGGUGUCCUCAAGGCUGUGACACUGGCCGGCUCAUGGCGACUACUGGCAGUGACAGAUGCGGGGGCCUUGUAUCUCUGUGAUCUUGAGGCCAAGUGCUGGCAGCAGCUGCUCGAGGACAAGCGCUUCCAGCCCUACUGCCUCCUGGAGGCAGCUCCUGGUCCCGAGGGGUUUGGACUGUGCGCCAUGGCAAAUGGGGAGGGCCACGUCAAGGUCGUCCCCAUCAACACGCCAGCGGCCGCUGUGGAGCUGACCCUGUUCCGUGGGAAGGUGCACAGCCUGAGCUGGGCCCUGCGAGGCUACGAGGAGCUCCUGUUGCUGGCAUCGGGCCCUGGUGGUGUUGUGGCCUGCCUGGAGAUCUCGGCUGCGCCCUCUGGCAAGGCGAUCUUUGUCACGGAGCGCUGCCGGUACCUGCUGCCUCCGAGCAAGCAGAGAUGGCACACGUGCAGUGCCUUCCUACCCCCGGGGGACUUCCUGGUGUGUGGGGACCGCCGCGGCUCUGUGUUACUGUUCCCAUCCAGACCAGGUCUGCUCAAGGAUCUUGGGCUUGGAGGCAAUGCAGGUGCUGGGGCACCCAGAGCAGGGGGCGGCCAUGACAGCGACGAGAACACCGCGACUGAGUGGGGCCCCGUGUCCGCCCUCCCCUCUCUGCAUGGAAAGCAGGGUGUGACCUCAGUCACCUGCCACGGAGGCUACGUGUACACCACAGGGCGCGACGGUGCCUACUACCAGCUCUUUGUGCGAGGCGGCCAGCUCCAGCCUGUCCUCAGGCAGAAGUGCUGCCGAGGCAUGAACUGGGUGGCCGGGCUCCGUGUGGUGGCCGACGGCAGUGUGGCCGUCCUGGGAUUCCAUGCCAACGAGUUUGUGGUUUGGAGCGCCCGGUCCCACGAGAGGCUGCAUGUCGUCAGCUGCGGUGGAGGGCAUCGCUCCUGGGCCUUCUCUGAUACUGAGGCGGCCAUGGCCUUUGCCUACCUAAAGGAUGGGGACGUCAUGCUGUACCGGGCACUGGGGGGCUGCACCCGGCCACACGUGAUUCUCCGAGAGAGCCUGCAUGGUCGGGAGAUCACGUGUGUGAGACUGGUGGGCACCAUCCCUGUGGGGCCUGAAUUUGGGGUCCCCAGCUUCAUGCAGCCUGACCACGGAGAGCCUGGCAGCGAGGGGCCGGGCCUAACUGACAUCAUCAUCACGUGCAGCGAGGACACCACCCUCUGUGUCCUGGCGCUCCCCACAGCCACGGGCUCAGCCCACGCGCUUACAGCCGUCUGUAACCACAUCUCCUCCGUGCGUGCAGUGGCUGUGUGGGGUGCUGGCAGCCCAGGAGGCCCUCAGAGUCCUCGGCCAGGCCUGACUGCCCACGUAGUAUCUGCGGGGGGACGGGCCGAAAUGCACUGCUUCAGCAUCACGGUCACCCCGGAGCCCAGUGCCCCAAGCCGCCUGGCCUGCCACGUCAUGCACCUUUCAUCCCACCGGCUGGACGAAUACUGGGACCGGCAGCGUAAUCGGCACCGGAUGGUCAAGGUGGAUCCGGAGACCAGGUACAUGUCCCUAGCUGUGUGUGAGCUCGACCGGCCUGGCCUCGGCCCCCUGGUGGCUGCAGCCUGUAGCGAUGGGGCAGUGAGGCUCUUUCUUUUGCAGGAGUCUGGACGGCGGCUGCAGCUCCUGGCAGAAACCUUUCACCACAAACGCUGUGUCCUCAAGGUUCAUUCCUUCACACACGAGGUGCCCAGCCAGCAGCGGAGGCUGUUCCUGUGCAGUGCAGCCACUGAUGGCAGCCUGGCCUUCUGGGACCUCACCACUGUGCUUGACCAUGGCUCCACAGCCCUGGAGCCUCCAACAGCCCCUGGGCUCCCCCACCAGCUGGGCCCACCCGGCCUGACCGUCCAGGCUCACAGCUGUGGUGUCAACAGUCUACAUACCUUGCCCACACAGGAGGGCCACCUUGUGGCCAGUGGCAGUGAGGAUGGCUCCCUGCACAUCUUCGAGCUUGCCGUGGACACACCAGAGCUGGAGAGGGCGGGUGGGGGUGCCGUGCUGAUGCCCCAGCUGCACGUGCUGGAAGAAUACUCAGUCCCCUGUGCCCAUGCUGCACACGUGACUGGCCUCAAGAUCUUGAGCCCCAGCCUGAUGGUCUCAGCUUCCAUUGACCAACGGCUGACCUUCUGGCGCCUGGGGCACGGUGAGCCCACCUUCAUGAACAGCACGGUGUACCACGUACCAGAUGUGGCCGACAUGGACUGCUGGCCUGUGAGCCCUGAGUUUGGCCACCGCUGUGCUCUUGGGGGCCAAGGGCUGGAGGUUUACAACUGGUAUGACUGAAGCAACCCACAGAGGCUGCCCACUGGGCAUGGCAUCUGCCCACAGCAGGCAUGACUGCCGUGCCCAGUGGGCCUCAAGGGAUGGCAGAGAUGACGACAGCCUCGAGUCCCCAGCCUCAGAGCCAGAGCUGGAGAGGAGUGGAGGCUGCCUGAGCAGGCCCAGGCCCAGGCCCAGGCCCCGUCCCCCCAACACCUCCCCACAGGAGGACGACGCCGUGUGACGGAAGCAGUGUAUUUCAGCACCAGACCUCUUGACACCACAUGUGGCAGUUUUCCCAUUUGAUGACUGAACACAUUCCCAGCUGUCAGGGCCCCUGGCCUUAGACGUGGCUCAGUGGUGGGAGGCCCAGCAUGGCCAGGCCCGCGUGGAGCACCUCACGCAGAGCCCGCAGCAGCUGUAGGCGGGCACACAUCUGAGUGAACAGGUGGGGCCGGGGCUCCUGGAGGAGAGAAGGGAUCUGCUGGUCUCGCCUUUGCUGCCGUCCCCAGGACCCCUCCUGCUGGGCACUCACCCCGAGCACGUGCACGCGGUUAUAGUAUGAACUGAAGUCCAUGCUGAGCUGUGCCAGGAACCUGCACACCUGCGGGCAAACGGAGUCACUGGCCAGUGGCCUGACUUGUACCCAGAGCAAAAUAAAGGAGAGCAGAUAGCGCC